AUGGACAGAGGCUCAAGCUCAGGCUUAGGUUCAGGUUCAGACAGCAACGGAAAAGGAUACGCGUGGGCAGUUUCUGCCGGAUUUAACGCCGCUCUUGCAGCCAUUUCUGUAAAGCUCCCCCUUCACCAGUUUCUCAGAUACGGGAUGGUGUUAUUGUUCAAUGUAACGAUGUGGGCUUGCUAUGUCAAUAGCCUUAAAGCUCUCUCCUCUCUUCAGGCAACUGUCACCAAUUUCGCUACCAAUUUUAUAUCUUCCGGUUUAGCAGGUUUCUUCUUCUUUCGGGAAUCACUCUCUUUCCAGUGGUUUGCAGGUGCCAUACUUAUAAUAAUUGGUGUGGUAAUACUUAGCAACUCAAGUAUUGACGAGAAGGUUAGCACUGAUUAG
Sphenostylis stenocarpa is the source of this 384-nucleotide messenger RNA. NCBI's taxonomy places the organism in Eukaryota, Viridiplantae, Streptophyta, Magnoliopsida, Fabales, Fabaceae. The record is from the annotation of a GenBank genome assembly.